CGCACCGUAGAAACAGGAAGUGCAAGAAAAGGCGACAGCAAAACAUCAACAAAUUGAAGCGAAUUAAUAAAAAAUAAACCAUUGUGACUAAAAAUGGACAGUCAAAACUCAAAGUCUACGAGUAACGAUUCACGCUGCGUGUUUUUUAAUACAGAUUCAGAAGACUAUCGAUGCGUGGUGAUUUUAACAGUGAAACGAGCCACAGGAACCUUCUCCUUAGUAGGAUGUAUUUUCAUGCUCCUUGUGAUCUGGCUACUUCGCAGAUAUCACUCUUUGGCUCAGAAGAUGAUCCUCAGCCUGACUGUAGCUGCCUUCUUCAAUAGCGUAGCAUAUGUCAUGGGUGAUUCACAUCCAGAGGGAUCGCUUUGUGACUUCCAGGCCUGCUGGCUAACUUACUUUGACUGGAGUGCCUUGGCCUGGGUUUGCCUCAUCACAGUGAACCUGUACCUCAACCUGGUCCAAGAAAUCAGUACCAACAGAUAUGAGAAGUUGUACCAUCUGAUGGCGUGGGGGGUGCCUCUAGUCAUGGCCUCUUUGCCGCUGCUGAAGGGAUACUACGGCCCCGCGGGAGCCUGGUGCUGGAUCACAGACGAUCACGUAGCCUGGAGAUUUGGGAUAUGGUACGUGCCGUUGUUCAGCCUCAUCUUCCUGAUGAUCUGCUGCUACGCCAGGAUAAUCUGCGUGGCCAAUGCGAGGAUGCAGUCAUGGUUGGGAACCUUCAACCCGGAGAGAGAGAGACGAAAGGUUUCCUUGGCCGAGGAGAUCAAACCGUUGAAGUGGUAUCCCUCCGUUUACCUGGUGGUGUCCAUCUUCCCCCUCAUCAACAGACUCCAUAAUGCCUUCUACCCAAAGGAUCCAUCCUUCUUGCUCACCCUGUUGCACGUCCUGUCGGCACCACUCCACGGCUUGGCCAAUGCCUUUGUCUUCGGCCUGGACAGGGAUUGGUGGAGCCUACUGAGCCCUACUGGCAUGCAGCUGGCUCUGCAGUCCCGGCUUGUAGACAGGACUCUGAUUGGAGAGUACCACCCCGGGGCGGUGCGCUACACACAGGCUGACCUGGUCGACCUCAGCGAUGACGACGACGACAAUGACACCAACGUGCUCUUCUUCCCCGACAUGACCCUGAAAGACGAGGGCCCUGAGAGAGAGCCGGAGAGAAUAAGAGAGAGGGGGAGAGAGGGAUAGAGGGGAAGAGCCCGGAGGAUAUGGAGCACGAACGAGGGUCACAGCCAGAGAGAGACGCCAGCGGAUUAGAAACUGAGAGAGAGAGGAACAAGAGGUAGAGAGGGAAUGAAAGGAAGAUUGGGGGACAGUAAGGCAGAUAGGAGGCGGAGAUGAGCUGUAGGUUCAUUAUUAAUCCCCAUCCUUACUAUUUAAUAUCCUAAAGAACACACACACACAAAAACACACACACACACACACACACACACACAUACACACACACAGCGAGCAGAGCUGCAGCUCCCUGCUAUACUACUAUGGGAGAGGAGCAAAGACAGGAUCGGCUCUAAAGAUCCUCCUAAUGUCAAAGGCAUCUGCUGCAUCCCAAAGGUUUUAAAACAAUUUCCCCUCUCUGCACUGCCUUCUUCACUCCUGCACUCUGCAGUGUUUUGGCACACCGCAAAAGUGAAAGGGGGGGAAAAGGAACGACUGAAAGGCAAUCAUAAUAAGGUGUUAUGUUUUUCUCCUUGCAUAUGACUUUAUUGUUGUUUCGCACAAGUGUUACUUUGAACGGUUGUUUUGUAUUUUAAUGAAAUUCUACAUGUGUUUGAUAUACUGUAUUUAUCACUGUACCAUAUAUAUUUAAGUGUACACUCUAUUUUUGUACGUGCCUUGGACUGGAAUAUGUCCAAACCUGCUGCUCUCACAUGACAGUUUAAAUACAUAGCCUUAUGGACAACUACAAAACAUGUAUUGUUAAUCAGUCAACACGAACACACACACAUACAUACAGACACACGUGCUCUCUCGAAAGUCCCUGUCAAAACAGGUCCAAAUCGAGGACACGCACACAUGCCAUAGCAACAGCCUGUGAUGGUUCAUCACCUCCUGGCCCUUGUCAGAGGUGCUGAGGUGUGAUUGGCGGGAUAAUGGAGUCGCUUUAUAUUCAACCUCAUGCAGCCCAUUUGGUAUUUCCACACAUCGUGGUGGUUUCAUCACUGUCUGUGCGAGCUGCCGGCUGUCAGCUGCCUCUCUGACAGGUUGAACUAAUGAACCCACUCUUGACCCCUUUUUACCCUUGGGUUUUUGAACUUUUCUGCUCGGCGUCAAUGACACUAGAGCGCAACUUUAGAUUGCAGUUUACAGAGCCCCACCACUGUGUUAUACACACACAAACACAUACACACACACAUGUCCACACACACUGCCUAAACCCCAUUUUAGGCACUGUUGCUGGUUUUACUUGACUGUGCACUCCAUCAAAUAAAUGAGCAGGAGAGACAUUUCAUAACAAA
This is a messenger RNA of Gymnodraco acuticeps, 2456 nucleotides long. Its product is annotated as cyclic AMP receptor-like protein A. The record is from RefSeq and is a predicted model, not a curated record. Lineage: Eukaryota; Metazoa; Chordata; Actinopteri; Perciformes; Bathydraconidae. Gene Ontology annotation, molecular function: G protein-coupled receptor activity. Gene Ontology annotation, cellular component: plasma membrane. Gene Ontology annotation, biological process: cell surface receptor signaling pathway; adenylate cyclase-activating G protein-coupled receptor signaling pathway.